Messenger RNA from Drosophila obscura, 1807 nucleotides. It is a transcript of the gene CAH3, whose product is annotated as carbonic anhydrase 2. Gene Ontology annotation, cellular component: cytoplasm. The record is from RefSeq and is a predicted model, not a curated record. Bases 453 to 1205 code for a protein of 250 amino acids. NCBI's taxonomy places the organism in Eukaryota, Metazoa, Arthropoda, Insecta, Diptera, Drosophilidae. Gene Ontology annotation, molecular function: zinc ion binding; carbonate dehydratase activity. The transcript has 3 exons.
UAUUUGCAGUACACACCACCACCACCAGCACCAGCACCAGCACCAGCCGGCCGGCCAUCAUUGCCAUCAUCAUCAUCAUCAUCAUCAUCUGAGUGCGAUUCUAGAGCAGGCUCCAGACCAGGCAGCCUUAGACGACAUUUUCCGAUACGCCAAAGUCAAUUAGAACAGUCGCCACCACGACGUCGCCGCCGAAAGCUUACUUGUUGUCAGCCGAGCACUUGGACGACGCCAGCGCCGACGAUCGCGGGCGUGUCUACAAGCUGAGGAAGAAGAAAUAUCCCAGCGGGCCUCACAUCACAUAGAUACGACACAGGAGAUUUGUGGCGGAGCGGAGCGGAGCAGUGGAGUGGAGUGGAGUGGAGUGGAGCAGUGCGAAGAGAGAGUGGAAGUGGAAGUGAGCGAGAGAGAGAGAGAGAGCGAGAGCGAGAGGAGAGGAAGAGAGCUCUGCCAAGAUGCCGGUGCAGUCCCCAAUUGAGAUCAGCAAUCGGGCCAUCGCGCAUAUCGAUGAUGUGGAUCCCCUCGAAUACCAUGGCCAUUGGGAGCCGGUGGGUGUGGCCCGUGUCCAAAAUACGGGCACCUCGGCCAUGGUGACCUUUAGCAAGCGAAAACAGCAGCCGUAUAUCAUUGGCGGGGCCCUGGACACGAAUAAAUAUGUGUUCGAGCAGUUGCACUUCCAUUGGUCCGACUGUGACGAGUCCGGCUGCGAGCACACACUGGAGGGCAUCAAGUACUCAAUGGAAGCGCAUGCCGUCCACUACAAUGCCAAGUACAAGGACUUUACCGAUGCCAAGAACAAGCCGGAUGGCCUCGCUGUGGUGGCCUUCUUCAUACAGGCAUGCGGCGAAAAGGAUUGUCCCGAAUUCAAAAAGAUCACCGAGGGCAUACGCAUUGUCCAAAAGAUAAGCACGAGCGCAUCGCUGGAUUCCGAUUGCCUAUCGUGGAUUGGUCUGCAGGAGCUGAGCAAACACUAUUACACAUACAAGGGCUCGCUGACAACGGCGCCGUACUUUGAGAGCGUCACAUGGAUUAUCUACCGCACACCGAUCUAUGUGUCGCGGGGUCAGGUGAGCGUGUUUCGCAAUUUGCAAUCGUGUCCCAAAGAUGAAUCCAAAAAGAUAGUCAACAAUUAUCGCGAGAUUCAGCGACCGCACAAGGAUCCAGAGAUCUUCUUUGCCCGCAACACAAACCUAAAAUCAAAAUUAUGAUGUGCUUGCUGUGUGGCCCGAUCACAAUGUUGGGGCUCGGCUCGGCUCUCGAGCGAUCGAUCCGUAGUACUCUUCGUCAUGCGUCACACAUUGCCAAAACCGAUAAAAAAAACAGAAGAAAAAAAACCAAAACCAAAACCGAAACGGAAACGGAUUCUCUUUUCUGUUCUGUUCUGUUUUGUUUUGUUUGUUUUUUUUUUUGUUUGUUCUGUUCUUUCACACCACAACCCGAACCGGGUCAUUCCUUUUGUGAAUCGUAAUUAAACUUCAACUAUAUUUUAUAUAUAUCUAUAUAUAUAUGUAAAUCGAUCGAUUGGUUGUCGUCUGUAAGCUGCUAUAUAUACAUAUAUAUGUAUUUUUUUUUUCUGUUUUGAUUGUUAUUUUGCCUCAUUUGUACAUAGCGUUAUAUAAAAAUAGUGGAUAUAUAUACAUAUAUGUAUAUGUAUAUGUAUAUAUAUAUAUAUAUAAUAUGUAUCAAGUAAUUACGUUACGAUUUACGAUCAUUAUAGUCGGAACACGCGGUUGCCUUGCAUUAGAUAUUUCAGAGAAAUAUUUAUAACACACACACAUACACACACAAACACACACCACACACACACACA